UGAUAAUGAUCAUCACUGGCCUGGGAGCCGAACAAAGAAGCAUGUGAAACGGAUAUGACAUCAAUCCAAUUCCCUUGACGUCACGGGAAAAUGGCUGAACAAGAAUAAGGAUUAAAAGAUUUAUGAUGACAACACUUGUUCAUGCCGAGCUCCUGCUGGAGCAGCUUAAAAAGCAAAGAGAACGGGGAUUUCUUUGCGACUGCACCGUUGUCAUUGGUCCGUCGCGGUAUCAAGCUCACCGGAAUGUACUUGCAGCCUUCAGUGAGUUCUUCGCUUCUCGAAGUGCGCUUGAAGGUGAAGGCGGCGGCGGCACAACUAUAACGUUAGACCCAGAAUGGGUGACCGAGGCAACGUGUCAGAGACUUUUGAACUUUGUAUACACUGGAAAUCUAAAUAUUGAAAGCAAUGAUGACAUUUCAGACAUACGCAAAGCAGCCUCUUUCUUGGGAAUGCAAGAAGUGCUGAACCAGUGUGAUCGGCUCUGCCAGAUGGAUGAGAAACCUAGUUUGGAGGCAAUCAUUCAGGCCUGCAAUGCAGUGGCAGCGGCAGAGGCGGCAGCAGAAGCUAUGGCAGAGUGUUCUGCUCCCAGCCCGGAACCAGUUGAAAUGCUUCCACCUUUACUUGAAGUGGAGGAGAGUGAGGAACAGGAGAGCACAGAGCAGAGUGAGUCCCAGGAAAGACAGUCACCCACCCCAGCCACAAGCGAAUCAUCCCCACCCAAAGAGCAGGCAGCAUUAACGGGCAAGAAGAGGGGCAGGAAGCCGAAGCCAAAACCCAAACCCAGCGUUGAGACCCCUGCGGUAGAGGAGAGCAGUUCCCCCAAAGGAGUGGGACGUGGCAGAGGGCGACCGAGUGGACGAGGAAGAGGAAGAGGACGUCCUCCAAAGAAAGUGACGGCCGAGCCAGCGACCGAAGUACCUGAGAAGGUCGCUGUAGAACCAACAAAUGAAAUUCCUGAAAAGGAGACGGCGGAGAUAGCAGAACCCGCAAGCAACGCGCCUGCUGUUGAAGCUGAACCGAGCAAUGAAAUGCCUGUUGAUGAACAAGAAACUGAGCAACAAGGGGAACCCACCAGCAGCAUGGACGAUUGUGAAUUCGAGGUAAGGAAGAGCAACCGCAAGAGGGUCCCCAGCAAAAAGCUGAAGGAGAGCUCUGACUAUGCCGCUGUGAUGAAAGUGGAGGUCGGAGAGUGCGAGGAAGAGGAAGAGGCGCAGGGUGACGAGGAGGAUAUGGAGGGGAUGGUGGGGAUUGAGGGGAUAGAGGGAAUAGAUAUCCUCUUAGGAGGUGGCACUCGGCAGCUGGGCAAGAACCGGCCAAUCUGCAGCACGUGUGGCAAGGAGUUCUCGGAGUUGAGCAGCCUGCGCAGGCACAUGCGCAUCCACAAGGGCCUGAAGCCCUAUGAGUGUCAGCUGUGUAACCGCACCUUCAGACAAGGGAACCAGCUGAAGACACACAUGCGCAUUCACACAGGAGAGAAGCCAUUCAAGUGUGACAAAUGCGACAAGUCUUUUGCUCAGAAGUGCCAGUUGGUCUUCCACUGCCGCAUGCACCACGGCGAGGAAAAGCCUUACCAGUGCAACGACUGUGGUCUACAGUUUGCAACGUCCAGCAACCUCAAAAUUCACUGCAGGAAGCACAGUGGUGAGAAGCCAUACAACUGUGAGUUGUGUGGAAAGUGCUUUGCCCAGGCCAGCACGCUGACCUAUCACAUGCGGCGGCACACGGGUGAAAAGCCGUACGUCUGUGACACAUGUGGUCGGGCUUUCGCUGUCUCCAGCUCCCUCAUAACCCAUUCGCGGAAACAUGCAAAGGAGAGGCUUAAAAAAGCAGAGGAGGAAGCUACAUCCAACGCCCCCUACUUGUGCCUGGUGUGUGGCAAGAGAUUCUUUACUACUGGAGAACUGAGGAAACACAUGGACAGUCAUGGUUAUAAACGGGUGAAAUGUGAUCUCUGUGGACAAAUGUUUGCUGACGCAAGUGGCAUGAAGAGGCACAAAGAGAAGAAACACGGUGCUGCAGUUGAAAUUGAAGAGACCCUGACCACUGCAGCCGUUCCUCUCAACAUCCCCAUUGACCACCAGGGGCUGAUUGCCCGCAUGUGCGCAUCUCCGCUCAACCCCACUGGAGUAACGUUUGAGCAGCUGGAAAUCCCAGCAGACACAGCCGCAUCCAUGGAAACAACGCAGAUCGUCAUCGUCCACACAAUUGAGGCAGAAUAAACGGGACCUAGAGCCACUACUUGUGAAGAGCAUAAUUUAAUUACAGUGUUGGAAGUAGUUUGGUGCCAAUGGCUUGGCAUUAAAUGCAGAACAAUGGCAUUUCUGUCCAGAAUUUGAAUUGAUGAAUUGCAACCUCAUACAUUUUUUUUUAAUUGUUUAGCUUUGCCAUUUAUGUUAGUGGAUUGUGUGUGUUUUAUUUUUUAAGGAAGAACAUUUGUGAAUCUUUGUGGUCAUACAAAAGUAGAAGACUACCCCCUUCCCUUUUGUCAAUUCUGAAUGGAUGGGAUGCAUGGAGUAUAUUUUACAUUUAACACAAUUAAAUAUGUUAAUUUAACAUAUAAUUCAAAUUCACUCUUUUUUGACAGUGAUUGAGAGUUAGAAGUUAAGGGUUGUUAUUUUUCUUAUUGAACCAAAUCUGUACAGUCAGCAAUAUUUCCAUACCACCAGUUGUGGUUGGUCAGUCAGUCAGUCAACACU
Sardina pilchardus (European sardine) is the source of this 2696-nucleotide messenger RNA. It is a transcript of the gene mynn, whose product is annotated as myoneurin. NCBI's taxonomy places the organism in Eukaryota, Metazoa, Chordata, Actinopteri, Clupeiformes, Clupeidae. Gene Ontology annotation, biological process: regulation of transcription by RNA polymerase II. Gene Ontology annotation, molecular function: RNA polymerase II cis-regulatory region sequence-specific DNA binding; DNA-binding transcription factor activity, RNA polymerase II-specific; protein binding. The transcript has 8 exons. The record is from RefSeq and is a predicted model, not a curated record. The coding region runs from base 123 to 2219 and encodes 698 amino acids. Gene Ontology annotation, cellular component: nucleus.